Cotesia glomerata is the source of this 1433-nucleotide messenger RNA. RefSeq names its product trichohyalin-like. The coding region runs from base 256 to 1014 and encodes 252 amino acids. The record is from RefSeq and is a predicted model, not a curated record. Lineage: Eukaryota; Metazoa; Arthropoda; Insecta; Hymenoptera; Braconidae. The transcript has 3 exons.
UUGAAUUUAGUUUCUAUCAAGAAAAAAAAAGUUGAGGAAAUUCUUGAUGCUUACGAAAAUAGUAAAAUUAAUAAAACUAAUCCAUCGACUGCCUCACAAGAUGACCAUGACAAGGAAGAAUUGAAAAGUACCAGUGAUGACUCCGAGAAUGAUGAUAUUACGAAGUUAAGAAAUGUAAUUUCGGAUCAGUCACAGAAAAUUAACAACAAGACAUAUGAUAACAAACCUGGAUGUAGUAAGAAUGGCGGCACAACGAUGACAGAAGUUUCUGACAAGCAAGGGUCGAAGAUUCAUGUAGUCAACCAACAAAAUGUAGGAUUAAAACCGGAUCAAUUCAACGAUUUGAAACGACAGCAAGAGUUAGAACAGCAGCAAGAAGAAUUGGAACGGCAGCAAGAGUUAGAACGGCAACAAGAGUUAGAACGGCAACAAGAGUUAGGACGGCAACAAGAGUUAGAACGGCAACAAGAGUUAGAACGGCAACAAGAGUUAGAACGGCAGCUGGACGUCGUACCAGAGCAAGGGUUAGCUCAAAGACCAAUAGUACAAGAUCAGCAAGUAAUUAGAAGACCGGAGGGUCCCCGUCACCGUAAUGAAUUGCGAAUAAAUCAGCAGCAUCGAUUACUGGAGGCUCAGAUUCGGCAACAGCGACUGCAAAACAGAAAUGCUAAUUACUUACAAAACGAUCAAUUUCUUGUUGGUGAUAAUUUUUACAUUUCAAGUGCUGCAUAUCGUGAUGCCUGCAACGCUGAUACUCCAGCGAAAUUUAUCACCGGUAUGGUGGAUGCCAUGUGGCCGCGGAACGUUCUGAUUGGAAAAGUGGUUAGAAAACAGAAAAAUACCGGUAACAGACAAGUUUUUACGCCUAGGAAGAUCGAGUUAUUGUCAUAUCAUUUUGAAAGUUUCUUAACAGAUCGCAAUUAUUCAGAAGAAAGAACGCGAAUAGAACUUAAAAAAAUGAAUACAUAUUUAGGCCGAGCAAUAACUUCUGCCAAAAAAAAAUUGGCACUAUAAAGUAAACAACCAAAUAUUAGAGAAUACGACACUAGACUGUUUAAAAAAAAUCGACAAAUUUCUUAUUUUUCAAUUAUAUAGAAAAUGUGAAAAAUUGUGAACAAAAAUACUGUGAAAGUUUCAGCUCUGAAUAUUAGUAUUAAGAGGUGUCGCAUCGUGAAUUUCAAAUUCCCAUCUAAAUAACAUGAGAACAACGUUCUCUUAGAUUUUCGAAUUUUGUAACUCACGUUAGAGAUAAUAUUUUUGAAUGAUCAAAACUUAUUCUUAUAGAGAAUUUUACGCUCGACAAAAACGGUUUUCUACAUUUUUUCGAUAUAUUUAUUUAUUCAAAAGUUAUUUAACAUCGAAGUUGGAUCGAUCUAAAAUUUUUACAUUUUCUUAUUUCCCGAAGCAACCAUCAACUUUAUUAAAAAAUUUUA